Molecule: messenger RNA, 4487 nt
Organism: Triplophysa dalaica
Lineage: Eukaryota; Metazoa; Chordata; Actinopteri; Cypriniformes; Nemacheilidae
Exons: 10
Coding region: 594-3734 (1046 amino acids)
Biological process (GO): regulation of cellular localization; centrosome cycle; establishment or maintenance of cell polarity
Cellular component (GO): apical plasma membrane; nucleus; cell cortex
Molecular function (GO): protein kinase C binding
Source: RefSeq, a predicted model, not a curated record
UAUAAUCUGGUUGUAGCAAUAGCAAGUGUGUUUUACAUACUUCCCUCUUGAACAAGGUUAGGCCGGACUGUGUCUGUUUCCAUGCAAUGCACAAAUGAGAAGGUCUAUUCAUUUUUUUGUCUUGCAGUUCAUGCGUCCUUGGACCCAAUCCAGUGGUCUCUGUUACAUCUGGCUUUCCUGCAUGACUGGCCCCAGAUCAGCAAUUCAAGUGCUUACUGCAAGGAAAAUAAUCAUGGCGUUUAAGUAACUUCAAAAAAUCAAAGCAGAGACCGGACCAUGAUCUCCUAAAAUGAUAUUAUCUUAAUGUGAAGGUCACCGACAUGUCUAGGUCAUAGAACAUAAAGAAGAGCGAGCGCACGACGGCGGCUCCAGAUUCACAAUCAACAAAGGAAAUUCCUUGGCAGCCGGAAUAUGUGCCUGGAGACUUCUGAACUUCCUCUCCUCAGCAUUUAAAAAUUCUUCCAUCUCCGUUCCUCCCUAAAUCCAAGGGUAGGAUUACACCCCUCCCACCGUGGGCGGAGCAACCCGGUCAGCUCCACCAAUAGAAACUUUUCACAGCCACUAUGAAGCUCCUCUGACUCUCUGAUUUGACCAUGCAGGACGCAGUCAGGUCUGAGGAUGCCGAACCUCUUCCUGCAGCCUCCCAAAACAACGAUCUCGCCAAUCUCAGGGAGCGACCUGAACCCACGCAGGCGGAGAAUUGGCGUCCAUCUAGCACCAGCCCAGAGCCUGGCUCCUCAUCUGCUCCCUCUUCGACUCCCACCCGACAAACCCAAAGCUCUGCAGUAUCAGCUCUGCAGUCCAAGGUCAAGUCUCUCGCUGAGCGCAAAGUUAUUUGGAAAGAACCAGCAAGUGCAACCAAGGACAAGAGGAUGGUUUCGGGGACCUUCAAGUUGGGAUAUGCUCUCACCGACGCUUGGGGCUCUAGUAGCAGCGACGAGGAGCCUCAGUUGGAAAGAAGCGAGUAUGACCAUGUUACACCCAUGCUUGCAAUUCCAUGUGGACUUGGAGAAGGAGCGAGUGUAGAAAGCCUGGUUAGUGAUGUCUGUGGAACUCAAGGGGACCAUGUGUCACUGUCUGAUAAACCGUGGAUGCCUCCCAAGUGCUUCUGGAGGUCCGGUAGCCCGCAGACGGUGCUUCCAAACAUGGACGUUCCUGUGGGGACAGACGAAGGAACCCUGUGUUCGGUUGCUUCCAAAAUGGCCCAAAGGUUCCCAAGAGAACUGCAAAGAUCUGACAGUUUGGAGAGCCACCUGCGCAGGUACAAUCACGUUGAGGUCGGAUCGACGAUGCAAAGUGGACUCUGGCGAUCCGACAGUUUGGAGAGCGUGUGCAGCAGCGGGAGCUCGUUGUCGCUGGCAGAGAGGGUCGAGAUGAACCGUGGCCUUCUCAAACAGAUGCUGCAGAAACCCCAGACUAAAUAUGACGAGGGUGGCGAGGUGACAAACCCGGAACAGCGACUAGAGAACUCGACGCACACUGGUGGCAGAGGUAUCUGUGGCCAGAACGACAGUGAUCUGGAUUCUGGAAUAUCCCUUCAAGGUAGUGAGAGCAGUCAAAGGGCCUUUGUGUUGGCCGACGACCUUCCGCUGAGCCCGCGACACGAGCAGGCCAAACGACUGCUGGAAAGAGCGCGUAUGAAGGCCCGGUCCAACCCUCUUAAAGCCGACCACACCAUCCUGCCCGUCCAGAGGGACAACCUGGAGCUGCUGUCCUGGAUUGGCGUACACCAGGCUCCUCUUGCGGGAAAGGAGGGCGUGGCGGUGCACUCGGGCAACCUCAGUGACUCCUCCAGCGGCGACUCUGCGGGCGGGACCAGGCGCAGACACGGCCAGUCACCCACGCGGGUGCGUUUCGAAGACGAAUCGGAGAAGGAAGCCGAAGUGCGCUACCUGGAGCGCCUGCGCCAGCGACGCAGGGCCGGAGAAAGGGCCCAGGGGUUGCUGGUGUCCAAACCCAGUCUAUCUUCUUACAUCGGCGGUCAUACGGAAGCCGACUCAGGUUCGAUAUUCUGGAAGGCCAAAGCUAAGAAGAGUCUGGCGAAUGGCAACGGGCAUUACAGAAGUCCGGCGGUGAAUAGGCAGUGCAAUUCCUGUGGGACGUUUCUGCAUGAUGUACACGGGGCUAGCUUGAACGCCACGGUAUCAAACGGAGAAGUCGGAGGGAAGAUACCGUGUUGGGUGGCUCCCACCCUUCCCAAUCGCCUGGUUCGAAUCGAACAGAUUAAGGAGACGUAUAUCGGAAAGACGAGUCCCGCCAUCGUCCAGAGCGAUGGAACGCACUGCAGUCCGCCGAAUGCUGUGGAUUAUUUGAGUGCUAAAGGAACAAUCCAAAAGCUGAAGAAGAAGGUUAGGAAACUAGAGACCAAGAAUGAACCCUUGUAUGUCAACGGCCUCAGGGACGGCGACAAACUCGCGGUCAGCGGAACUCAGAUGUGUUUUUCGAACGGAGUUAUGACAUUGCCUCACAAUCCCUACGCCACAGAACAACCAGGACAGAUGAAAAUCGCAUUCCCUGUGGCUCCUCCGUUGCCUCCAAAAGGAGAACCACACAACCUUCCACAACCAACCCCUCCGCCUCUCCAACCCAAAAAAUCUGCUCUGAAAUCAAGCUCAAAAGGCCGUUCCGCCGGUCAGCGAGUUGUCACCCUCAUGUCUUCGCCAGAGUACUGCGUUGUGCAAAUGGACUCCGUCAAGGUAGGGGGCGCUGUGGAGAGCUUUUCUCAGGAGCAGCCCUCCGCUGGGUUGGGUUACUGGGAAGACAGAUCAUUGGUGGUGAGCCCUUCUUUAGCCAGAACAAGAAACAUUCCAGUGCAAGGGGAGGAAUGGUCCCAAACGACAGAUGUAGAGCAGGCUGUAGGACCGCUGGGAUCUGAUGCAACAUCCGGCAGUGCUGAAUCAACCCAAACCCGUCUGAAUGACGGACACGUCCGAGGACCAAUCAAAUCAGUGCUUCACAGGGCCAACAGCCCAAACCUUUCACAAGCAGGGACAGACGCUGAGCACCGGGAGGGUCGAUCCAAACUGUCCCUGCGGCGCUUCUUCUCUGCCAUGGGACUGAACAGCGUGGGGUUGCUGGGAAAAGGACGUUCAAGCAGCAUGGAUCAUCUCAGCCUGCACCCUAAACCCAACUCGAACACGACCUCGAACCCAAGACAGACCUCACCCUCAACAUCCCCCAGCCCAACACACAGACACUAUAACCAGCUGAAGAAAGCUCCCUCACUACAGACCAUCCGCCUGGGGUCUCCAUUUCUCCAAAUGAGAAGAUCCUCGUCGGCUCAAAACCUUCAGAUCACAAUGAAAAAAACAGACAGAUCUUCAGCAUACAGUCCAGGAGAACAGCCCUGUAGCCCUGUACUCACCAGGGACCUCCAGCGUGCCUUAAGUGUAGAGGACGUAGGGCGGCCCAGUGCUGUGCGCUCGGUGGGUCGUGUGGCUCAGGCCUUCCCUGACGGCACAAUCCUGCUGGAACUCUCAAGACCUCCAAAUGGACCCUUCGGCUUUCUCAUCUCACGAGGCAAAGGCAGGCCAGACUCAGGGGUGUACGUUGAAGAGAUGGGCGACAGCAACACUGAAAAGCUCUACGCUGGUUUACUUGGAGUCGGCGAUGAGAUUCUGGAGGUGAACGGGGAGAAGGUGGCUGGACUGAGUUUGGACCUGGUGACCCGUUUAAUGACUCAGAACAGCACCGCGUCCAUCCGGGUUCUCCGGCAUAGACGACUCCAGCGCUAAAAACUGAGAUCAGGCCACACAGAGCUUCUGAUCGACUGUUUCAGUAACACCAAUAACUGCAAUCCAUAACUGUCAAACAGUGUUAGGAAUGAAGUCAGGCAUGAGAUGGCAGUGUUGUGAUUUACUGCUCAAUGUGUUUGUAGUGAAGACAGUUAAGGGAACAUUUUGUGCACUAUUAAGCAACGAUGGUUUCUUUAAAGCGAAGGGCAAAACUAAUGCAUUAAGCUUCUCAAAUACAAAUUUACAAACAUUAUACAAUUAUGAGGAGCUGGGAUGGUCUGCAUUCAAACUAAAAAUGUUUGACAAAGAUCAACAAAAGAUCAAUGUUUUCAAUAACUUCAAUAAAAAAAAAUGAUUUUGCUUUUCAUUAUAUCCAAAGGGUUGGAUGAAUGUAAAGCCAAUUCAAAGCUAACCCUUUACGCGCUGCUGAAAAACACCAUUUAUAUUGUGUGCAAUGCAAAAACAAACCCGGCCAUUUUUCUUAGAAUGCCAAAUGAUGUAUAGGAACAGAAUCUGCAGUUGCAUCGAUUAUAACUUCAAAAUGCUCUUUAGUAAAUGAAUUCCAUACAUCUCCACGAGCCGGUGCAAUAAAACGCCUCCGCUGUGCAAUCUGAUGGCAUUAGUCUGCUAACCAUGAUCAAAUCAGUAUUACGAUACAUGCAACACCUUAUGUCACCAACCAAAUACACAUUGUUUUGUUACAUUUAUUUAUACGUGUUCCUAUGAAAUAAAACAUCUGGAUUUUGUGGGACA